AUGGACCAGACAUUCGACCAGCAGCCUGUUCAGAGAAAAGAGAAGUAUUUUGCCUUGCAAGACAGUGACCUAGCAGACACUUUGACAUACACAGGUCCUAUAGAGCCACAGAUCCUGAUUGGUUCUGAUCAAUAUUGGAAUAUUCUUACGGGGGAGAUUGUUCGCAGUGAGAAAGGACCAGUGGCUGUGCAUACACGCCUGGGUUGGGUCAUUUCUGGACCAGUUGAGACUGAUAUCUGUGAUACCAAGCCAACAUCUUUAGUAACACAUAUUCUUAAGGUUGAUUCGGAGCCAGAGAACAAAAGAUUGGAUAAUCAACUAAAAAGAUUUUGGGAACUUGAAGCACUGGGGAUUGUAGAUAAGGAAGACUUUGUGCAUGACCAAUUUAAAGAGAUUGUAGCCUUCAAACAUGGAAGGUAUGAAGUAUCCUUGCCUUGGAAAGAUCCUUAUGUGACAUUGCCUGAUAAUUUAGAGCUUGGUAUGAGGCGGUUGAAGAAUUUAUUGAAACGAUUGAAGCAGAACCCUGAAUUACUUAAAGCCUAUGACACUGUCAUAAGAGAUCAACUGGACAGAGGAAUUGUGGAAGUAGUGGAGAAUCCACUGAAAGCAAAUGGUACUAGGAUACACUACUUACCUCAUCAUGGUGUGGUGCGACAUGAGAAAGAAACGACUAAGCUCCGUGUGGUUUACGAUGCGUCUGCGCGCGACAAGGGACCCUCCUUAAAUGAUUGUUUACAUGUUGGUCCCAAAUUGCAUAAUUUGAUGUUCAAUAUUCUAGUGCGAUUUCGAUGCUUUAAUAUUGCGUUAAUUGCGGAUAUUGAAAAGGCGUUUUUAAUGGUAGCAGUGUCCCCAGAGGAUCAGGAUGUGCUCCGAUUUCUCUGGGUAGAGGAUAUCGAGCAAGAACCCCCUGUGAUUAGGGUUCUGAGAUUUAAAAGGGUCGUUUUUGGAGUGACCUGUAGUCCCUAUUUAUUAAAUGCCACCUUAAAUGUGCACUUAGAGAAGUUUAAAGAGUCACAUGCUUUGUUAGUAAAACAGCUUAAGGAGUCUCUGUAUGUAGAUGAUGUUGUUUGUGGAGCGAGAACGGAGGAGAGUGCAUUUGAAUUUUAUUUGGAGUCAAAGACGCUGUUUAAGGAGGGUGGGUUUAAUCUACGCAAAUUUGUUACUAAUUCUGAGAGUCUAAGAGUCAAGAUUAAGGAGCAUGAAAAGUCAAGUACUAGUACUAAUGAACAAGACAUGUCUGAUACUGAUACUACUUUGAGAAAGGAUCAAAGUGACACAGAAAGAGAGAGGGAGCAUAAGGUCUUGGGAGUGUUGUGGGAUCCAAUGAGGGAUGAGAUUAUUGUAGGAUUUGGAGAAAUAGCCUUAGAAGCGCACUCUGUAAAUCCAACCAAGAGAUCUAUUGUUAGCAUUGUAGGGAAAUUCUAUGAUCCCUUGGGUAUCCUAUCUCCAGUGAUAAUCAGAUUCAAGAUUUUGUUUCAAGAGCUUUGUAGAGAAAAGAGGGAUUGGGAUGAACCAAUCACUGGACCCCUUCUGACUCGAUGGCACAUGUUGAUUAAUGAUUUGAAAGCGAGUGAGUCUGUGAGAAUCAAAAGAUGUGUGAGUGAACAACAGGGAAUGUGUGAAUUGAUUGGAUUUUGUGAUGCAUCUAUGGCUGCCUAUGCAGCAGUAGUGUAUCUUAAGGAUGGUAAUGGAGUGGUGAGAGUAAUAGCUGCAAAAACGCGAGUAGCUCCACUCAAGACUCAAUCAGUACCAAGAUUGGAACUUCUGGCUGCCUUGUUAUUGUCACGGUUAAUAGAGAAUGUGCUGAGAGUGUGA
This is a messenger RNA of Amphimedon queenslandica, 1815 nucleotides long. RefSeq lists its product as uncharacterized. Lineage: Eukaryota; Metazoa; Porifera; Demospongiae; Haplosclerida; Niphatidae. The transcript is spliced from 2 exons. The record is from RefSeq and is a predicted model, not a curated record. Bases 1 to 1815 code for a protein of 604 amino acids.